Messenger RNA from Cannabis sativa, 1326 nucleotides. RefSeq lists its product as uncharacterized. Lineage: Eukaryota; Viridiplantae; Streptophyta; Magnoliopsida; Rosales; Cannabaceae. The record is from RefSeq and is a predicted model, not a curated record. Bases 1 to 1326 code for a protein of 441 amino acids. Gene Ontology annotation, molecular function: RNA-DNA hybrid ribonuclease activity; nucleic acid binding. The transcript has 3 exons.
AUGCUGAAUUGGAGCAUGAGGCGGUGGUUGCAAGGGCUGGACGCAGUGAUGCCCCUCCAAAUUAGAAGACAAGACAGACCUACUUGGAAAUUGCAUGUAGACGGGUCAGCCACAAAUCAACUUUCUGGUGCAGGAGUUGCCCUCGUCACACCUGCAGGGCAACAUCUGCACGAGGCAGUCAAAUUUAGGUUUAAAGCCUCCAACAACAGAGCAGAGUAUGAAGCCCUCAUUUUUGGCUUAAAAUUUGCUCAGGAGUUGCAUGCUGAGUACAUUGAAGUCUAUAGUGAUUCACAGCUGGUAGUGAAUCAUGUUUCAGUAGAGUACGAGGCCCGUGGAGAGAGAGUUAUGGCUUAUCUAAGCAAGAUACAAGACAUGCUCACACAAUUCAAGGGUUGCACCCUCAGGCAAAUUCCAAGAGAAGAAAACACAACUUCUGAUGCUUUAGCUCGGCUUGCGAGCAGCACAGUAACAUAUAAGGCCAAUCUAGUCCCUAUUCAAUUCUUAGAAGAGCCCAGUAUAAAUUGUGCUGAAGAAAUUAAAAUGAUAGACACAACACCGAACUGGAUGACACUCAUAGUAGCCUACCUUAAUACUAGAGAACUUCCAAAUAACAGAAACAAAGCUCAAAAAAUGAUGAGGAAAGCUGCACUAUAUAUCAUAGUUGAAGGUGUAAUGUAUAAAAGAAGUUUCUCCAUGCCAUUGCUUAGAUGCGUCACAAAAGAGGAAGUUGCACGACUCAUGUCCGAAGUACAUGAUGGAUUAUGUGGUAACCAUGCAGCGGGCCAGAGCCUAUCAAAGAAAAUACUAAGGCAAGGAUAUUUCUGGCCAACCAUGAUGGAAGAUUCAAAGGCCUAUGUAAAGAAAUGUGAAAAGUGGCAGAGAUUUUCAAAAAUUCCCCGUGCACCGCUCAACAAUCUAAUUCAAAUGCAAAGUCCUUGGUCUUUUGCUAUCUGGGGAAUAGACUUGAUCGGACAAUUGCCAAAAGAUUUUUACAUGACUCAUGGAAUCAUAAAAAGUUUCUCUAUAGUGGCACACCCUCAUUCAAAUGGUCAAGUCAAAGCAUUCAAUAAGACACUCAAAGACACCAUGGAAAAAAGACUUGAAGAAGCUAAAGAGAACUGGCCGGAGGAACUACCAGAACUGUUGUGGUCAUACCGAACAACAGAAAAAAUAGCAACUGGACAAACACCGUUAGCAAUGGCAUAUGGUUAUGAAGCUAUGUUGCCCAUAGAAUUAGAACCUCCGUCCCACAGAAGAUUAACCUACAAUCAAGAAGAUAAUCAUGCUCUUCUAGCAAAAUCACUUGACGAAAUUGAAGAAAAAUGA